AUGAUUGCUUUGCUCAUUCUCAACAAUUCUGGAGACCUCAUCUAUCAAUCCACCUUUUCAACACUACAGCAACCGAACGAAGCGAAUACUAUACGCUUAUUUUUACCCCUCCUCUUGUCCAAGGACCUCUUGAAAGCCAACUUCCACGACCGCAUACACUAUGUCCACCAUCGCAACAAGACCAUUGCAUUUUGGGAGAAACAUGGGCUACUCUAUCUCAUGUGGACGAGGAGAGGCACGAUACCAGUGGAUAUGCUACAGCAUCAUUUACAUAUUAUCGAUCGGCUAUUACACUUCCAGUUUGGGCCUCAUUGGUAUAACAAGGUGGAGGGUAUAGCAUCAUCAUCAUCAACAAGACCAUUGCGAUGGCGAGGAUCAUUAACGAUAUCCCACACCGAUAUUGCAACAUGCCUUUCACGACUCCCUUUUUUGAUGGUGGCUGCACCGCUUUUACCGCCACUCUAUUCUCCAGAGAUGCUAUGUUGUGUGGAACAAGUCGAGUUACAAGAGGAUUUACGGCAACGAUUGGAAGAGUGUCUUAGAGAAUCUUGCGAUACAGCAUUUGGUAGCGGUAGUCAACAAAAUACAGCAUCAUCCAGAUUUGUAUCCUUCUUCGCCACUCCUCCUUCGUCACGGAGAGUACUCAACCUAUCACCCCUGAUGAGACAUUAUCAGCACACUGAAAAUCAACAUCACUAUCGAUGGACCGAUGCAUUUCUUUUUGCCAGAGACAAGUUGGUUUCACGAUGCUCUAAAUCCAACAAUGACGAGUUAUUCGAGUCGACACUCCCAUCAGAGGCGCUGUUGUUUCUUAAAACCAUGGCAUCUGAAUAUGCUGAACAAGCAGCUGCCAGAGAAGACAUUGCAGAACAACGAAUGUCACGCCCAUCUGCCAGUAGUAGCCGAUCGCAUGAUACAAUUGAGACAAGAUAUGACGAUGACGACAAUGGACCAACACCACAGCCCUCAUCUUCAGAAGCAACUAGUCAAAAAUCAUCCGUCACUUACAUUUACGAUUCAUCAUCAGUGUCAGCACCCUUCAAAAUUAGAGAAAAGUCAACUUCAUCCGUUACAGUCGCUUCAUCCAAUUGUUCAACACCUUCACUUUCAUGGAGCAGCCCACCCAUUCUUAUGCAUAAUCAACUUUUAUCACGAUUAUCACGCAAAAGCCUCGACUAUGAUGAUCGGCCUUUACCAGAAUUAAGGCGAUGGUCUUCUCUAACACGUCCCACAACAACCGUUUCUACGUCACAACCACCUCCUCCUCAUUCAUCAACAACCGAUUUAUUACCAUCCGAUCAACUUCCACCCAAUGCUACCAUAUUUCAUCACCCAUCAACAGGCUCAUUGGAUGAAAAGCCAAUGGAUGAUGAUGGUCCUCUUCCUAGCAGUCUCCCACUCGAAUCGGGUUUUGGCCUUGCCAGUCGUCCUACAUUACGUCAAUCUGCACCCUCAUCACCUGCUUCACGUUCUCGUAGCCAGAGUAAUGCCGAUCGAUUAUCAGCUCGUACUUCUCUCAAGAACAUGUUUAGUACCUUUCUUCAAGGUGAGCAGCACCAGCAGCCACACGCCACGGAUGACGACACAACAGCACAGCAUGAAGGCAAGGUGAUGUCGCGUUGGAUCAAAUGGAAACAUCAGCAUCACAUGUCAUUAUGCGUUAUCUUGCUUGUACAUCUUGGAGAAGGUCUAUGUGCAACGAUCCUAUUCAGGGACGAUCAUGAGGAAGAAAGACAAAACCACAACCAUCAUCAACCCAAUCAUCACCAUCAUCAUCAACAACACUUGGAUGAUAUUUUACCUGAUCGAAUGACCAAUCAUACGGCCGUCAAAACAUUGCGAACGACUUUACAAGAUCAUCUCAAGGAUUUCAGUUCUUUUCUAUUGACUAAGGAGACCACGCACUUUUCCAUCUUGUCAUUCAUCACAAGUUAUCCAGGAUUACUUCAUUUCAUUCGUAUCCGUAAUGGCUCCAUGUUGUCGCCACGCAUCGUUGAUUUGACUUACUUGAAUCAAGAUCAUGAUUUGAUCCUUGAGAUGGGUGAAAAGUAUCAAGAAUGGGUGUCUUGCAGUGAGACGGCUCCACGAUGGGGAUGGCCAUCCAUCACAAGGCUUGAACAAUUGAGUGAGGAAAUGGUCAAGAUUGCCAAAGCGAAUAGUGUGAGUACCAGUGCAGAAUACCAAAUCAAUCAACUCCCUGGUCACCCUGGAUUCCAAUGUGCAUUACGACGUGCAAAAGGCAACAGUGACGAGUGCUUGAUGGCGAUGUAUUUUAGCUUUAUACCAGAGGCAGUGGUGUUGGACAUGCAUCAUCGGCUAUUUCAUGAUGUCAGCCAACGCUUACUUGAACAAUAA
Molecule: messenger RNA, 2355 nt
Organism: Lichtheimia ornata
Lineage: Eukaryota; Fungi; Mucoromycota; Mucoromycetes; Mucorales; Lichtheimiaceae
Exons: 5
Coding region: 1-2355 (784 amino acids)
Source: RefSeq, a predicted model, not a curated record